AUGGGUAAAUCUGCCAAAUUCUAUAAACGACCAUCAAAGAAAGAAAAGGAGGGUCUUGCUAUUAAGAAGCUCAUUGAACCUACAACAAUCACAAAAAAAGGUAGCAAGGAUAACAAAAAGAUCCAUGUCCCAGCUUCCAUGUUUGCCGACAAAAAGAACAAGGAUGUUGCACCGCCAGCAGCAGUAGAUCAAGAUGUAGAGAUGGAUACAGACGAAACUCCCAAUACUGCUCAAAAGAGCAAGAAGGAGAAGGAGCCAGAGUUACCAGACUAUGUGGAUUUGUUCUCUGGAAAGAAGACCUUCAAGAAGAUUCCCAAGAAGAGAAAGUAA
Messenger RNA from Mucor velutinosus, 330 nucleotides. RefSeq lists its product as uncharacterized. NCBI's taxonomy places the organism in Eukaryota, Fungi, Mucoromycota, Mucoromycetes, Mucorales, Mucoraceae. The record is from RefSeq and is a predicted model, not a curated record. The coding region runs from base 1 to 330 and encodes 109 amino acids. The transcript has a single exon.